Molecule: messenger RNA, 1963 nt
Organism: Cuscuta campestris
Lineage: Eukaryota; Viridiplantae; Streptophyta; Magnoliopsida; Solanales; Convolvulaceae
Source: the annotation of a GenBank genome assembly
UAGGGUUCCCUAGCGGGCUCCUUGCGUGGACCGGCCCAAUAUCUUUAAUUAGGCCCAAGGGAUAUUAUCCCAUCACAAACAUGGAAAAAACCAUCUUCGCGGUGGUAUGUACGGUGAAGAAGCUCACCCCAUAUUUUCAAGCCCAUCCGGUCCAUGUAUUAUCUCAAAUUCCUAUCGGAACACUUCUCCGAAGCCCAAACGCCCCGUCGUGGGUCAGCAAGUGGGGAGUGUUCCUGGGAUCUUUUCAGAUAGUGUUUAAGUCACGACCGGCGAUAAAGGGGCAGGCAUUGGCAGAUUUCGUGGUAGAAUGCACCGCAAGAGAGGUGGAGUCCAGUGGAGAAGAACCCGAGGGGAACUGGUGGACUGUGUACACUGACGGUUCGUCCGCGACUGAUGCUUCGGGGGGAGGUGUCGUGGAAAUAUCACCAGAAGUGUUCAAAGCAUACUACUCCGUGAGAUUCCGGUUUAGAGUCUCAAACAAUGAGGCUGAAUAUGAGGCGCUGCUUUGCGGUUUGAGGCUGGCAGCUUCAUUAAAGGCUGAACGAAUUCAAGUCCGAUGCGACUCCAAAUUGAUAGUAGGCCAUGUCACAGGAAAAUUUGAAGCCAAGGAUGAGCGAAUGAAGAAAUACAGGGACACCGCACUGGAGUUGCUUAAAGCAUUCAGGGCAUACCGGAUAGAGCAGGUUCCCCGAGAAGAGAAUGCCGAGGCGGACAUUCUGUCAAAGCUUGGUUCGGAUUCCCCAGAACAUAUCAAGGCCAUGACCCAGGAAGAAGAGUUGCUCGAGCCAAGCAUCGGUCUCGGACGAGUACUGGUCAUCACGCUCAAGGAGCCGGCGGAUUGGAUCAAUGAGAUUACCAUGUACAUCCUUGACGGGUCGCUACCUACUGACCCAAUCGCAGCAAAGGAAUUCCAAAAGGUGCCGGGGCGACCGGCAACGAAUUAUACCCUGAUCAGCACGACGAUUCCCUUUGCGCGGUGGGGCAUGGACCUGGUGGGUAUUUUGCCUCGGGGGACAGGGAAUAACAUGUAUCUGGUAGUCGCGAUCGACUACUUUACCAAGUGGGUCGAGGCUGCCCCUGUGCCGACCAUCACUGAAGAACAGAUGAGGAAGUUUGUGUCCAAGCAAAUCUUGUGCCGGUUUGGGGUGCCCCAGCAGAUUAUCACCGACAAUGAAAGCGAGUUUGAGGCUAGAGGGUUCAAUGAGUUUCUACAGAGCUGGGGAAUAAAACGUAGCUAUGCAGCGGUUGGUUACCCCCAGACCAAUGUGCAGGUCGAGAACACUAAUCGUACCAUCAUAGAUGACCUGAAGAAGAAGAUAAUGGAAUGCAAAAGCGCCUGGGUGGAGGAAUUGCCCUACAUCUUGUGGACCUACAGAACUACCCUGAGGAAGGCCACGGGUGAAACUCCUUUCUCACUCACAUAUGGAUUUGAAGCGAGGGCUCCAGCGGAGACCUCGUUGCUGAGUUAUAGAGUGGAGACAUUUGAUGGCCCGGAAAAUGAAGAAAACUUGAGGGCGGAGCUGCACCUCAUUGAUGAGCGAAGAGAAAGGGCGUACAUACGGGCAGAGAACUACCGUCGGCAGGUCAAGUCAUAUCACGACCUGCAGGUGCGACCAAGGCAGUUCAGAGUGGGCGACUGGGUCCUUAGGAAAAGGGAGGUUAGUCGGCCGACUGAUGGGGGGAAGUUUGCUAAGAGCUUCGAAGGGCCAUUUUUUAUAAAGGAGGUGUUGGCCGAUGGGACGUUUAGAUUGCAGACACCAACUGGAGGCGACGUUCCGCGAGUAUGGAAUGCCGCCAACCUUAUUAAAUUUUACCAAUAGAUUGUAUUCCAGCCGUAUUUCUCUCUUAAAGUUUAAUAAAACCAGCAUUCUGGCAUAUCUUGUCCUCAAUUCUAAAAAAAAGCGACCAAAAAAGAUCGCCAAGGAGCGACCAAAAGAGAUCGCUAAGCCUGAGUUGUAUGGUG